AGAGCUAGUGCCGUUUCCGCGCAUCUCACGAGGACGAUACGGUCUCUCGAAGCCCUUCAGCUAGCCCAGCUAGCGUCGGUGGGUGACGAGGGAUCGCGUCAUCUCGUAGCGGAUUAUCAAACGAAUCCACCUGGAGAAUUUUCGGAACAAAGCGUUGCGACAUAUCUCCAGUGGUGGAGGGAGCACUAUACUGAGCAGUUUCAUAGUCAGUCUAACGCCCUAUUUCGUCAAAGAGUGCUUGCAGAGACUCGACGUAUACUGGACGGUCCAGGUCCGUCAGCAUCUACGUCUCGAGCCCCUGCACCUACUACGUCAGCUGGUCAACCCCCCGAGAAACCAAAAUUCAAAUCGGGAUGGGUUGCGCCAAAAGAGUCACCAGUACUUCGUCAGGACCAGCGUCCACGGACGCCGCUCCCACCCGUUCCACGUGAACCUUCGGCUGCGCCGCCACCUCGCCCUGGGCCGAGUUUUCGCCAAAGUGGGGAGGCUGGACCCCCAGGGUCCAGAUCCAGGUCCCGCCGCGGACGUCGCGGCAGGAAGAGGAAGCGAGCGGUAAGCCAAGACUCGCGUGAAGAAGUCGAUGUGAGAGCCCGACGCGAGUAUUCCUCGCAGUCGAGCUCCAGUAUUACGUACGAGGAGCCACCUGCACAGGAGAACAGAAGGCGAGGACUGCCACCACUGCCAAGGCAAACAAUUCCACCACCAGGGCAGCCACCCUGUGUCUUCUGUUCAUCCACGGAUCACUUUUCGGCCGAAUGUGACAGGUUCGAGUCGAUCCAUCCAGCGAGCGAAAGUGCAAAAGCCGGACGAGAUCGAGUUGGUUAUGGGCAAGCGAGAUGGUUGGUUCGAGGAUGUCAGUCAAGGGCGGUCGAGAUGCGAGUGGUUCGAGGAUCGAAUCCGGCGAUGAAACGAGUUCGAUGA
This is a messenger RNA of Ostertagia ostertagi, 921 nucleotides long. Lineage: Eukaryota; Metazoa; Nematoda; Chromadorea; Rhabditida; Trichostrongylidae. The record is from the annotation of a GenBank genome assembly.